CUCUCCUGUCUCUCCCUCCCUCUGUUUUCGGCAGCGAAAUCUCGGACGGAAAGCUAAAGUCAAGGAGAAAAAGACGACGAAGAAGAAGCCCAUUAAAGUUCGUUUAUUACAUUUCGUAUUGGAAGCCAUUCCCUUUCUCAUCCGCAUCAUCACCUUCUUCUCCUUUCCAGAUUCUCGUAAAGAGGACAAAGUAAAGGAGGAGAAGGUUUGCAUUUACUUUCUCAUUGCCCUUGGACCAGACAUUCUCGGACCCACCCAUUUAAUCUCUCCGUCCGUCUGUGUCGGGUUCUUGCGCUGGCGGGGGUGGUAUCUAUUGCAGAGAAACGGAGAGAAGAAGAGGAUCGCCUUCUUCUAGAUUUGUCCUACGUACAUUUGGAACAUCAGGCUUCUUGCAAGUUUUUCGGGAAAUAUUUGAUUCUUAUUCUGAGUAGGGAACACCAGGCUUCUUCCAGGAAUACUAUCAUUAUAAUAUUAUAAUGGGUGCUUGUGUAUCAACAUCCUCUAGAAACAUACCAUCACAGAAAAAACACCAAAAAUUCCAUGGAAAGAUUUCUAAUUCAAUCCCUAAAUUCGCAAAGAAAAGGAAUAGUUAUGAAGGAAAUCGGGUAAGAGAUUAUGCUGUUAGUAAGUUUGUUCACAUGGACUUUGAGAAUGGUGCAACAACUACUUGCAGAAGAUCUGAGGUCUCCAAUUCGACAUUCCAUCUCACCCAGCUACAAUGGCACCACAGUCAGUAUGAUGCGAAUGUAAUUUGCCAAGAGGAUGCUUGGUUUGACUCAGUUAGUAUUCUGGAAUCUGAUUCAGAUGAUGACUUCAGAAGCGUAAAUGGAGAAGCCGCAGAUGGAUUUCCCUCUGUAAGCAAUGCAAUUGGGAACAAAUCUAGUGGCCAAGUGCUUCAGUUUGAAAGAUCAGCAUGCUUUAUGGAUAGUAGGUGUAACUAUGAAGAGUACCACGAAAGCUAUCUCAAAAUCGAUGGAAGUAAAUCAGAGAAAUUUCGUAGCCAGGGUUAUGAGCUUUCUUGCUCAGGGAAGGCUGAUGAAGUUUGCAGCAAGAGGAAGAAAAUGUUGGAUCAUUCUUAUGGAAGCUUCAAAGGUCUUCAAGAGGAUAGACGAGAUUCUGAAGAGAAAAUUCAAGGGUUACCUCGGUUGGUUUCUUCUAUGAGUUUCAAUGACAAGAUUCUAAACCCAUCAAGUACAGGUCGACUGUCUCAGCGGAAGCACUCAGCAGUUUUCAGGCUUUCUUUCAAGAGAAGAUCCUGUGAUGGAGAAGAAACCAUAGAACACUGUCAAUCAAAAAAGUACAUGUAUCGUCCCAGAGCGGGACAUACAAUUCCACAUUGUGCAGGGGAGAAGCCGACCCCAGGAUGUUGGUCUGAGAUUCCACCCUCAACCUUCAAACUCCGUAGUGAAAGCUAUUUCAAAGAUAAGCGGAAGUCACCCUCUCCAAAUUACAGUCCAUAUACUCCAAUAGGUGUUGAUUUAUUUGUCUGCCCAAAAAAGAUACACCACAUUGCCCAAUAUCUUGAGCUUCCUAAUGUGAAAACAGAUGGCGAAGUGCCUCCACUUCUUAUUGUAAAUAUCCAGAUGCCUACUUAUCCUGCUGCAAUGUUCCUUGGUGAUAGCGAUGGGGAAGGGAUGAGUCUUGUGCUAUACUUCAAAGUAUCUGAGAGUUUUAAUAAAGACAUCUCUUCUCAGUUUCAGGAUAGCAUCAAGAAAAUGGUGGAAGAUGAGAUGGAGAAGAUUAAAGGGUUUACAAAAGACUCCACUGUUCCUUUCAGAGAAAGGCUGAAGAUCAUGGCUGGUGUAGUUAAUCCCGAGGAUCUUCACUUGAGUUCGGCUGAAAGGAAGCUUAUACAUGCAUAUAAUGAAAAACCAGUCCUUUCCCGCCCUCAGCACAAUUUUUUUAGGGGUUCUAACUACUUUGAAAUUGACCUGGAUAUUCAUCGCUUCAGCUACAUUUCAAGGAAGGGGCUUGAAGCAUUCCGAGAGCGCUUGAAAAAUGGAACACUUGAUUUAGGUUUAACAAUCCAGGCACAAAAGCCGGAAGAACUGCCAGAGCAAGUGCUGUGCUGCUUGAGACUAAACAAGAUAGAUUUCAUUGAUCAGGGUCAAAUACCGACACUAGUGACCCAAUGACUUGUAUGAAUGCUGAAAUGCAGGGUUCGGCGUAUCAAUUUGAUGUUGAUGGACACGACACCUAUGUAAUUGGGGAUCAUCGGGAUAUCCAUUCUGUGCGCACCAGCCUUCAAACGAAAAUCCAAAAUGACAGAGUGUUGUGUUUAGAAUCAAUAAUCAUGCUAAUAUCAGCAUGUUUGUGCAACCGUGUAUAUGUUAUAUAUCGUGUUACUAUGACUAUGAGCCUUGGCUUGUCUUGGAAACAAAAACCCAUUUAGGACAAAGAUUUGACAUUGGAUCACAUAUACUUGUACACUACGGCUACAUUUGAUUGUAAGACUCAACAGAGUCUAGUCUAAUUUUAAGCUGAGUUUAACAUUCAAAUAUCAAACUCUUAAAUUAUUAAAUUCGUUUCAAUUCAAAA
Messenger RNA from Juglans regia (Persian walnut), 2538 nucleotides. RefSeq lists its product as uncharacterized. Lineage: Eukaryota; Viridiplantae; Streptophyta; Magnoliopsida; Fagales; Juglandaceae. The transcript has 10 exons. Bases 477 to 2135 code for a protein of 552 amino acids. The record is from RefSeq and is a predicted model, not a curated record.